Molecule: messenger RNA, 8019 nt
Organism: Salmo salar (Atlantic salmon)
Lineage: Eukaryota; Metazoa; Chordata; Actinopteri; Salmoniformes; Salmonidae
Source: RefSeq, a predicted model, not a curated record
AGAGAGAGAGAGAGAGAGAGAGAGAGAGAGAGAGAGAGAGAGAGAGAACAGCAGGCAGAGAGCUCCGAUACACCCUCUACCGGAGAGAGAGAGAGACAGGGAGAGCUCACGGAACGGAAACCACUCUAUCCUCCCGGCGUAAUACCGGAGUCUUGUGAUUCCUCCCCGCGCGAAGUCAGUUGGAAGUCGAAGACUGAGCAGCCGUUGGUCACUCACACCGAACCGAGGAAGAAGGGAGAAAAUAACAGUUUUAUUAUCCUUCUGUCAGUUAGAUGCGAAGUAUAGGGAGGCAGAAAUUGAUCUUGUGACAAGACAGAAAAAUUGUUUAUCUCUCUCAAGUUAACCCUGCUACGGGGGGGGGGUUAACACUACGGCUGUCCGUUUCGACAUGGAUAAAGUUAUGCACUGUCUCUUGGCUGCUAUCAGCUUGCUUGUGACGAUACGAGGACAAGUCUAUAAAGGUGAUUGUGACUUUGACAAGCCUUUUGCAGCCUGCGGGUACAGCCAAGGGAGAGAGGACGAUCUAGAUUGGGAACAGGCCAACACCAGAGCGAAGCCCACAGCAGACCCCUGGAUGCCAACAGAUUCAGCCUUCAUGAUGGUCAAUACGUCGGGAUGUUUUGCUGGUCAGAAGGCCCUCCUCUUCACCCCCCAGCUAAAGGAGAAUGACACCCACUGCGUAAUCUUCGAGUACUUCCUGUCUGGGCGCGAGGGGGCGGGGCCGGGGCAGCUCAACGUGUACAUCAGAGAGAACAACAGUCCCUUGGGCAUGCCUGUCUGGAACGUGUCUGGGCCAGCUACUAGAGCCUGGGUACAGGUAGAACUGGCCAUCUCUACCUACUGGCCCAACUUCUAUCAGAUGGUGUUUGAAGUGGUGACCUCCGGCCAUCGCGGCCUGCUGGCCAUCAAAGACGUGGUGCUGCAGGGCCAUCAGUGCAUGAACACCCCUCACUUCCUGACCAUAAAGGGUGUAGAGGUCAACGCUGGACAGACAGCCGCCUUCCACUGUACUGUCAACGGACGACAGAGGGACAACUUCAACCUCUGGUUACAGGGUAUUGGUGGACGCGAGGCUCCUAUGAAGUCCACUAAGCCGUGGAACAACCGACGUUUCAUCGGGACCUUCGACGUGGAAAACACCACUAAGGGAGAUUCUGGACGCUACCGAUGUAUUGUCCAUUCUGACAACGGGGUCGGGGUGUCCAACUAUGGAGAACUCACCAUAAAACAGCCUCCGGUGCCCAUCGCUCCACCGCAGCUGACAGCGGUCGGCGCCACCUACAUGUGGAUCCAACUCAACGCUAACUCCAUAAACGGAGACGGGCCAAUCAUCGACCGAGAGGUGGAGUACCGUACCGUGUCAGGGACCAUGUAUGACCUGCAGCCAGUGGACAAGACCACUCAUAAGAUAGGUCACCUGACACCAGACACAGACUAUGAGAUCAGUGUGCUGUUGACCAGGCCCCUGGAUGGAGGGACUGGGGCCCCCGGGCCUCCUCUCAGGGCCAGGACCAAGUGUGCUGAGCCAAUCCACGGUCCCAGGCGUCUAGAGGUAGUUGACGUCCAAUCUAAACAAGUCACCAUUCGCUGGGAGCCGUUUGGCUACAACGUGACGCGUUGUCAUAGCUACAACCUAACGGUGCAGUACCGCUCCCGCGUGGCGGGGAAGGACGAGACCCGGGAGGAGGUGUGUUACGACACCCUGGGUCGCGACCCCCAGCACACCAUCCACAACCUGACCCCCUACACCAACCUGUCAGUCAAACUGGUCCUCAAGAACCCUGAGGGGGUGAAAGAGAGCCGAGAGAUGGAGCUACAGACGGAUGAAGAUGUACCUGGAACGGUCCCUCUGGAGUCCAUCCAGGGCAGUGCUUAUGAAGAGAAGAUAAUCGUGAAAUGGAGAGAACCAGCCCAGACCUACGGAAUCAUCACUCAGUACGAGAUCUCCUUCAAGGCAGUGAGCUCCUUUGAUCCUGAGCUGGAUUUAUCCAACCAGAGUGGGAAAGUCCUGAAACAUGUCAACGAGAGCAGCCACAUCUUCCUGGGUCUCUACCCAGGAUCUACCUACUCCUUUUCUCUCAGAGCCUCCACCGCCAAGGGCUAUGGCCCCCCAGUCAUCACACAGUUCACCACCAAGAUAUCAGCUCCCUCCAUGCCAGCCUAUGACCAGGAGACAUCUCUAAACCAGACAGACAGCACAGUGACUGUCCUGCUGAAACCUGCACAGAGCCGAGGGGCACCUGUCAGUGUAUACCAGGUGGUGGUAGAAGAGGAGAGGCCUCGGAGGGCGAGGAGGGGUGCGGUUGAGAUUCUCCGCUGUUACCCUGUCCCCAUCCACUUCCAGAACUCCACGGUCCUAAACUCCCAGUACUACUUCACAGCUGAGUUCCCAGCCGUGGGGCUACAGGCUCCUCAACCCUUCACUGUGGGAGACAACAAGACCUACGGUGGUUACUGGAACGCCCCCCUACUGCCUCAGAAGAGCUACAGCAUCUACUACCAGGCUGUCAGCACGGCUAACGGGGAGACCAAGAUUGACUGUGUCCGAGUCGCCACCAAAGCUGCCAUACUGGUGACUCAGCUCACUACUCCGUACAUCCGCAUCGCGCCUGCGGCUGGUGACGACCAACUAACAGGAGAGGCCACUCAUAAGCCUGACGCAGUGGAACCAGAGAAACAGACAGACAACACAGUGAAGAUAACCGGCGUCAUCGCUGGCAUCCUCCUCUUUGUCAUCAUCUUCCUCGGAGUCAUCCUCCUCCUGAAGAAAAGAAGAACCUACCACUCCUACACUUACUACCUGAAGCUGGCUAAGAAACGUAAAGAGACGUUGAGCAGCACUCGACAGGAGAUGACGGUGAUGGUUAACUCUAUGGAUAAGAGUUAUACGGAGCAGGGGACAAACUGUGACGAGGCCUUGUCCUUCAUGGACACACACAGCCAAACCCUCAACACCAGGAGUGAGUGUACCCUCACCCUCAAUGGCCGUAGCGAGUGUACCCUCGCCGUCAAUGGCAGAACUGCAUCUUCCCCCUCGUCCUUCACUCUGAAUAAGUCUAAUACUCUCAAUUCAACACUGCCCAAGUCCUACUACCCAGAUCCCUUUGUGCCAACUGCUAUCUUAGACGACAGCCAGACGAUGGGUGGUGGUGGUGGUAGCUGCAGUGACACCAGUAGUCUGGUCCAGUCUCACGGCCACUCCCUGAGAAAGAGAGAGGGGACUGUAGACACGCCCUACCAGACAGGCCAGCUCCACCCUGCUAUCAGAGUUGCUGACCUGCUUCAGCACAUCACACAGAUGAAGUGUGCGGAGGGAUACGGCUUCAAGGAGGAGUAUGAGAUCAAUGAGAGCUUCUUUGAGGGACAGUCCGCUCCGUGGGACUCCGCUAAGAAAGAUGAGAACCGCAUGAAGAACCGAUAUGGGAACAUCAUUGCAUAUGAUCACUCCCGAGUCAGACUCCAGCCCCUGGAGGGAGAGCAGAACUCUGAUUACAUUAAUGCAAAUUACGUUGAUGGCUACCACAGGCCGAACCAUUACAUCGCUACCCAAGGUCCCAUGCAGGAGACGGUGUUUGACUUCUGGGGGAUGGUGUGGCAGGAGAACACUGCUGCUAUCGUCAUGGUCACCAACCUGGUUGAAGUGGGCAGGGUGAAGUGCUGUAAGUACUGGCCGGACGACACAGAGAUCUACAGAGACAUCAAGGUGACGCUCAUAGAGACACAGCUACUGUCAGAAUACGUCAUACGGACCUUCGCUGUCGAGAAGAGAGGAGCACAUGAGAUCCGGGAGAUCCGUCAGUUCCACUUCACAGGGUGGCCGGACCACGGGGUGCCCUACCACGCUACUGGCCUCCUGGGCUUCGUACGUAGGGUGAAGGCCAAGACACUCAGCAACGCUGGACCCAUGGUCAUCCACUGCAGCGCGGGGGCGGGCCGAACAGGCUGUUUCAUAGUGAUUGACAUCAUGCUGGACAUGGCAGAGAGAGAGGGCGUGGUGGACAUCUAUAACUGUGUCAGAGAGCUACGCUCCAGGAGGGUCAACAUGGUGCAGACAGAGGAGCAAUAUGUCUUCAUUCACGACGCCAUCUUGGAGGCUUGUCUUUGUGGUGACACCACCAUUCCGGCCAAUCAGCUGCGCUCGGUCUACUAUGAAAUGAACCGAUUGGACCCCCAGACCAACUCCUCCCAGAUCAAAGAGGAGUUCAGGACUCUGAACAUGGUGACUCCUACGUUGCGUGUGGAGGACUGUAGUAUCGCCCUGCUCCCCAGGAACCAUGAGAAGAACCGCUGUAUGGACGUCCUUCCUCCUGACCGCUGUCUGCCCUUCCUCAUCACCAUCGACGGAGAGAGCUCCAACUACAUCAACGCUGCUCUUAUGGACAGUUAUAAACAGCCGUCAGCGUUCAUUGUGACCCAACAUCCUCUGCCCAACACAGUGAAGGAUUUCUGGAGGCUGGUGUUGGAUUACCACAGUACCUCCAUAGUGAUGCUCAAUGAUGUCGACCCUGCACAGCUCUGUCCUCAGUACUGGCCAGAGAAUGGGGUGCAUCGCCAUGGGCCAAUCCAGGUGGAGUUUGUCUCAGCUGACCUGGAGGAGGACAUAAUCAGUAGAAUAUUCCGGAUCUACAACGCAGCACGGCCUCAGGACGGGUACCGUAUGGUCCAACAGUUCCAGUUCCUGGGCUGGCCCAUGUACCGAGACACGCCCAUGUCCAAACGCUCCUUCCUGAAGCUCAUCAGACAGGUGGACAAAUGGCAGGAGGAGUAUGAUGGAGGAGAGGGCCGCACUGUGGUGCACUGUCUUAACGGAGGAGGCCGCAGUGGGACGUUCUGUGCCAUCAGUAUUGUUUGUGAGAUGUUGCAACAUCAACGUUCUGUAGACGUUUUCCACGCCGUCAAAACACUGAGGAACAACAAACCCAACAUGGUCGACCUACUGGAUCAGUACAAGUUCUGCUAUGAAGUGGCUCUGGAGUACUUAAACUGUGGAUAAAGAACAGUCUCAGCCUGGACGCAGAACUAUGAACGACACGGAGGGGAGGGGGGACUUUAUAGACAAGACUGCAGCACAGAACGACCUGUGUUUUUCAUGAUCAAACAACUGGAGCAAGACGAACACGCUUCCACAAACACACCCACAGCUCUGUCUUUCUUAGCUUGAUCAGCUAGAUGAGAAGGUAACAGAGGUGAGGUGUACUGUAGUCUCUAUAUAGUUCCACCAGUAUCUGAUCUGCUACCAGGAAGUGUUCAGUCUCUAUAUAGUUCCACAAGUAUCUGUCUUUAUCUGCUACCAGGAAGUGUUCAGUCUCUAUAUAGUUCCACAAGUAUCUGUCUUUAUCUGCUACCAGGAAGUGUUCGGUCUCUAUAUAGUUCCACCAGUAUCUGUCUUUAUCUGCUACCAGGAAGGAUUCAAGAGCACAAUGUUUUACACUGCAGUGUGUAACGUCUUAUCUGGAAUCCUUGCCCUGACUCAAAAUCAACCCCUACACCCUACACCCUAGCCCCUACACCCUAGCCACUACACCCUAGCCCCUACACCCUACACCAUUUCACCAGGUCAAAUUCCUCGUACAUGUAAAUCAGGGUUUCUUGAAAGACGGAACAAUCCCAACUCCCAAUAUUUUUUUCUUCAUAAUAACAACAUUUUAAAUAUAUAUUUUAAUAAACCAAAGUAUUAGCUAUCACACCUUUGUAAAGGAACAACCUCCUAAUUAUAACCUUUUUUUCAUAAAAUGCAACUAAUUGGAUUUAUGUCAACUCCUUCACACACCAUAAAAGGCAUUUUAUUUUUACUGUCCAACGAGUGUUUAAUGGCCUUGAUUGUUUCAUUCUAACAUUAGCUUGUAAUACAGAUCUCAAUGUCUUUUUUUGUUUUGUUUUAUACCACUGUAUAAUUCUCCAGGGUUCAUUUCAUUAGCAUUUUGGCAUGUUUUUCUAGAUUAAGAAAAUAAAACAAGAUUUAUAAAGUAAGCUUUAUCUUGUUUUUCUAGCUCAGCAAACAGUUCAAUAGUUUAAGCAUAUUUUGCAGGGCUAUUAUUAACAUAUUGUUUCAGAAUAUAAAAUAUAAUAUAAUAUAUAUAUAUACUGUAAUAUAUACUGUAAUAUAUAUACUGUAUAUAUAUAUACUAUAUAUAUCGUAAGUGGGUUAGCAAUAAGUGACAGAGUUGCCAAGCAACUGACGGUGGUCACUUAUUUGUCUAUAAAAAAAAUAAAAGUUCAAUACAAUUUUUUGUACAAUUAUUUAUUUGAAAAAUUCCUAUCAAAAACAUGAUCAGAUCUUUCAGAUUUUCUGACGGAGUUGAUGUUGUACAGAGUUGACAAAUUGCAUAUUUUUUUCCUAAUUUAUUCAAGUGGUAUAUACUAUGUAGCAAUUUUGUUUUUCUCUCAUUUGCUUUUUUGGCUCUAAAACGUAAUUAAAUGUAACAUAUUUGAACCAAAAAUCAUAUUCUAUGUUAAUCUGUAAGGUAGAUGGAGUUGACAGGUUAUUAUGGUUGUGAGGGAUUAAUAAUGUUUGUUUAAUGUAGCUGCCCCUUCUCGUUCCUGAUUAAUUUAGGAUUUUAGACAAGUGCUGACCAAAACUCCGAACACGUCUUUUAUGAGUCACAUUUUUUUAGAUAAAUAUUCCUUGAAGUCAGAGAAGGCUAUUGCAAGAAAAUACAUGAUAUCCGAUUUCAGUUAAUAUCCAUUAUUGUUUGUUUUUAGAUUUUUAAACACUUUUGGGGGGAGUUUGAAAUUGUGGUCCUUUGCUCCAGACAAGGACAUUUCACAGAGCCGACAUGGAAAUUAAUAAUAUUGCAAAUAUUUAGGAAAAUUACCGUGAAAAAAUAUUUUUCUCCUAAAUGUCAUUUUUUCAAUUUAAAUAAUUAAACUAAUUCCAUUUCUUUCAAUUAUAUAUUUUUUUUGUUUCCCUGCUCCCGACUGGCGCUGUGGUCUAAGGCACUGCAUCUCAGUGCAAGAGGUAACACUACGACAGUCCCUGGUUCGAAUCCAGGCUGAAUCACACAAUUGGCACCAGCAUCGUCCAGGUUUGUCCGGGGUAGGCCAUCAUUGUAAAUAACAAUGAAUUCUUAACUGACUUGCCUAGUUAAAUAAAAAAAACUGUAAAUAAAAAAAGAUUGUCCUGAAUUUCAAGAAUCCCUGAAUAACAUUCUGAGUGUAGAUUUGAGAUGAUACUGUAGCUCCACCUUUCGCUAUGCAGCUUAAACCUCCUCAUUGUUCUCAGAUCAACACUGUGACUACAGGCUAGAAGAGAAGUGUCUAAGGGUCAGGGGUCAGUUUGGGACAGGGUGCCUCUCUCGCUCUCUCUCUCUCUCUUGCUUGUGGUUCUGUGAUUUUGUUCUUCUAUUUUCAUCGGAUGACAACAACAACAAGAUCAAAAAAACUUUCCAGUUUCUGGUGGAAUGCCGUUCUAUACUGUACGUAACGUGUUCAUUUUUAUCUCUCUCUCUCUCCGUCCGAAUCAUGUUUUACUACAAGUUUAAAUAACAUUAUAGAGAUCAUUUACAUAGGAAGUUUUAAAAAAAUGCCUAAAUGUUACUAAAUGUCCUGUAAAAUAUGAAUUAUAUACAAGUAAUGGUAUUAUUAUUAAUUAUUAUUAUUGGUUGUUGAUUUAAAGCAUCAGAAGAGGAAGGUAUUCGGUACAAUUAUAGAAAUAGGAUGACUAGAACGGAGGUGCCAUUCAAGUUCAAUGGGGUCUAAGAGGUGGACCGGCAGCCAUGAUUCUAUUUCUAUGGGAACAAUGUAUCUGUAUUAAGCUUCCGUUCUAUCCUUCCUGUUUCCAUGGAUCCCCCAAAAACUUUUUGCACUUCCAUUUUGUUGUGCAUAUUGUAAAUAUCUCUGUACAUUAUUUAUUUGCAGUCUUUAUGUAAUAAUGGUGAAUGACAGUUUUAAAAGUGACAAUCAUCUUUUAAUGGGUUUAUUGAUUUGAUUAUGUUUUUUUGUUUUUUGUUGUCAUUAUUGUACGAUGGAUAAAUUACACUGUAAAAACAUAUAAAUGUAUCUACAGUAUCAAAAAAAUGA